UAUUAUGUGGAACUUUGUCCUUGCAUAUUGUUUUUGAAUUGUUCGUUGUUGUUAUAUUACAGCUUUACUUCGAAUUGAAGUGAAAAUUGAGGCAGAACAGUUGAAGUGUCGGUUAAACUGUCGGAAAUAUUUCAUUGAUAGAAUUUGUAUUAUGGAGAUAUAUUUUCUAAACCUGUUACUUGACCUGAUCAUAUAUGCCAGCAUUCUAUUAUUGGUUGUGUAUACCUACUUCUCAAUCUGCUUCAAUUACUGGAGAGACAGAAAGUUUCCAUAUUUGAUCCCUAAAUUUCCAUUGGGAAAUUAUCAAAACGUAUUAUGCAAAUAUCCUGGUGCUACGUUCGAAAACUGCAACAUUUAUGAAGAAAUCAGGAGAAAAAAGCAUAAGUUUGCAGGGAUAUUUUCAAUUACUCGACCAAUAUUAGUUAUAGCAGAUCCGGAAAUAGCAAAGGAUAUUUUAGUCAAGGACUUCGACCAUUUCGUUGAUCGAGGAUUCUACAAAACCACUCACGAUCCCCUAUCAUACACUAUGUUCACUAUGGAUGGAGCAGACUGGAAAAAAAGUAGGAUGGCCUUUUCCCCUUCUUUCACCAGCGGAAGAGUUAAAGCAAUGAUUCCGUUAAUUUCGUCAGUCAGUGAACUUAUGAUAAAAGAAAUUGGCGAUUUGGCGACUGAAAAUGCUGAUUUGGAUAUUAAAAAGUUAACAACCAAAUUCACUAUCAAUUCGCUAGCAAGCUGUGCUCUAGGCAUAGAACCUGGAAACUCGAGUAAUACCGACAUUUUUGCAAAGAUGGCAAGAAAACAGUUUCAUUGUGAGAAUUUCACAAACUCCUUCAGGUUUACGGUUCUGAAUAAAUUUCCAGAUUUUUGUAGUAAACUGGGAUUGCAUUUGAUGGAUAGAGAAGUUGGUAUGUUUUUCGAAACCAUUCUGCAAGACAGCAUUAAGUACAGAAAGGAGAACAAUUGUACUCGUUCCGAUAUGUUGGAGUUGAUGGUUAAUCUGAAAAAGGAUACAAAACUCAGUUCACGUCCUGUAACUGAUAACCAAUUGACAGCUGAACUAUUGAAUUUCUUCAUCGCUGCUCUGGAUACUUCCCCCAACACGAUUUCUUUUACAUUAUUUGAAUUGGCAAGAAAUCCUGAUAUACAAGAGAGGGUGAGAGAAGAAAUAGAAGAAGUUUUGAUUGGAAAUGAUGGAGUGUUGAAUACAGAUUGUUUGAAACAAAUGAAAUAUCUUCUUCAAGUUAUAAACGAAACUCUCAGAAUAUAUCCACCUUUACCUAAUGUGGAAAGAAAGUGUUCAAAAGACUACAAGAUAUCUGGAACUGAUUUGACCAUUGAAAGAGGCACAAGUAUAAUUAUUCCAAUAUAUGGUAUCCAAAGAGAUCCAGAAAAUUUUUCAAUUCCAGAAAAGUUUGAUCCUGAAAGGUUCAGCGAUCAAAAUAAAGUGAACAUGAAAUCUUAUACAUUUCUUCCAUUUGGUAUUGGACCAAGGAGUUGUGUAGGACUUCGUUUUGGAUUGACGAUGGUACAAAUAGCUGUUAUUGAUAUAAUAAGGAGGUUCAAGUUAUCUGUCAGCCCUACAACCAAAUUGCCUUUCGAAAUGGAUAAUCGAGCUUUUAUGCUCACCGUGAAGUGUCCAAUUUUACUAAAGGCAGAGAUAAUUCAGAAUUCAGCUAUGCAGUGAAAUAAAUAAAAAAAUGUCGAUUAUUUUAUGUAUGUCAGAAAUGAAAUAUAUUCUACAAAUUAUAA
Molecule: messenger RNA, 1749 nt
Organism: Leptinotarsa decemlineata (Colorado potato beetle)
Lineage: Eukaryota; Metazoa; Arthropoda; Insecta; Coleoptera; Chrysomelidae
Product: cytochrome P450 6a2
Molecular function (GO): heme binding; monooxygenase activity; iron ion binding
Source: RefSeq, a predicted model, not a curated record